Sphenostylis stenocarpa is the source of this 2106-nucleotide messenger RNA. NCBI's taxonomy places the organism in Eukaryota, Viridiplantae, Streptophyta, Magnoliopsida, Fabales, Fabaceae. The record is from the annotation of a GenBank genome assembly.
AUGCGUUUUGCUCCACAUUCUCAUGGUUGUGUGUUGUACAAUAGGAUUUGGAAUUCAAGUGCAGAGACAGAUCCAAAAACUUCUGAGUUUGCUUUCUUUAAGAAAUUGAAGAAGGAUGCAAGCGAGGGAUUUCAUUCACGUUCACUGCAAAAGGAUGCUCGCCUAUCAUCUCAGAAGCCAGAAUCCACGGACUAUUCCAGAGAGAAGACUGGUGAUGUCCGGAUUGGAAGUAAUGGCCACAACUCUUCAAGGAUAACUGAGCAUGUAUCAACUGUGACAGGCUCAUUUUUCUCACCUUCCGUAAAAGGCUUGUACUCCAUCAGCAACACGCCAAAAGACUCCCGAGAUUAUAGUGACAAAUUUAAACCCCAGCGAAAAUUUUCACAUGAAGAUCAGUAUGCCCAUGGAGAAGUUUUUGCUAGAAAGAGACAAAAAUUACGACAGUGUAUUGCAGAUGUCUUAUUUACAGACACAGAAAAGCUCAGAAUUUUCAGGGACGAUAUUACAUCCAUGCUUCUUAGUCGGCUGUUCCCUACGAGCACUGAAGAAAAUAAAUACGAGGAUACACAUCCAGCAAAAGGAGCGAAUGGUACAAGAUAUGAUUUACCUGAUUCGCCAGAGUCAGAUGAUCAAUUUAAGGAGCAAUAUCAGAUACCUGAAAGGAAACUUAUUGAAUUCGAAUCAAGCCCAUACUUCAGCGAUCAUGUGUUGUCUCCUACGUUUGUCAGACUAGAUGAGAGAAUUAAUCUGCACACGAAGUUUUCAACUUAUCAGCCUCACAAUUUUCCACCUCUUUACAGAAUAACAGAACCUGAGUGCAAACUAAGUGCAACUCCAAGUUUCGGUGUCACAACCAAGGGUGAUGUAAUUCUUGAAUCUCUGCUUAACGAAGCAGCAAAUGCUACCAGAUAUGGUUUACAUGAUUCUCGGGAGUUAGAUGUCCAAUUUGCAGAACACCAUCAGAUACCUAAGAGGAAAUCUCUUGAACUUGAAUCAAGUUCAUCUUUCAGUGAUCAUUUGCUGUCUCCUGUGUUUCUUCGAUCAAUUGAGAUGAUUAACCCACAUGCCGACUUUCAAACUUGUCCACUCAACUUUCAACCUCUGCUCAGCAUGACAGAAGCUAGAAGCAAUUUUGGUGGAACUCCAAGUUUCAUUGACAAGAGUGAUGCAACUCGAGGAUUUCUGAGUAAUAAUCAAGAUCAUAAUCAAGAUCAUGAAAUCUUUACACUGAAUCAUUUCAAAGAGUUGGGGAUAGUAGAGAAAGAACCGGUUCCUCUGCUUACGGAAAAAGAUUUUGACUAUAGUGCAAAUGCGACAAAUUUACCUAUCACUUGUAAAUACACAAAGCCAAAAAUGGUCUCUCAAUUAUCAAUUUUAGGCCACCGUGAAGAACAGAUAUUACACAAUACAUUAGAUAAAUACCACUUUAGUCCCUCAUCCUCGCUACUCGACAAGUCACAGGACUUCAAUUCAAUAUUGGAUUCUGGUGUCUUAAGAUAUCAGGAGUUGAAGUUCGGAAAAUAUGUCUAUGAAGACAUGGAAUCAAAUUUUAACCAUACAGCACUGUCUUUGUCACACAAUAAGCACAACUUUAAUGUUUCUGAGAAUUACAGGAAUGACACGUCAUGUGAUCAAGACAGCAUGAUCCUUUCACCAUACCAGCAUUGGGUUGGAAGGACAGUUUCCAGUGCCUACCAUCAUUAUCCUAAUCCGGAAGCCUGGCUUUCAUCUUCACUUGAUGAAUGUCAGAGGAGCUUAUCUCUAACUAGUUCCCAUUUAAAUUACCGAAGUUCAAGUUCAAGAACUUUACAAUUGCCACAAAAGGAAAGUAUGUCUUCUCCUUUUCACAUGAAUGAUAAUUACGAGCCAGAAAUGAAUGGUGAAAAUCACGGGGAAGUGCUUUAUCAUUUUAGGAAAAGCUUGAUUGAAAUAUAUAACUCUUCUUUUCUUCAUAUGCCCAUGCAAAGAAACAAUGGAUGGCCAUUUCCUUUGGAUGGCGGUGAAUUUCAACUUGGUUACGCACUUCUGCUCUACUGUAUGGUGUUGGUGAAGGCCUACAUCAACGUCUCCGAACCACACGCCCCACGCCACCGUGUGGGGGUAUAG